AUUAGCAAGUAGCAACUUCCGGCAGCUUGAAGCUUAAAAUUAAAAUCCUCCACAAUCACAAUUCACAAGUCCCGCGCUCAAAAAAGACUUCAGAAUCACAGUCGUUCGAGCUCCUCUCUUCUGCUCCUUCGCCGGUCCUCUCUCACUCUCACCGUCCUCCUUCCUCUGUCUCGCCGUAGGUUUCGGCAACAAUGGAGGAGCCACAAAACGGGAACUCAAACGACCACUCGGAGGCCCCGCCGGAGACCGAGGAGCCUGCCGUCGGCCCCGCACCGCCUCCUAAGGCUCGCACCAAGCGUCCGCUCCAGUUUGAGCAUGCCUACCUCGACGCCCUUCCCUCUGCAAAUAUGUAUGAGAAAAGUUAUAUGCAUCGAGAUGUGGUGACGCACGUUGCUGUUUCAGCAGCAGAUUUUUUCAUCACUGGAAGUCUUGAUGGGCACUUGAAAUUCUGGAAGAAAAAAUCAAUUGGUAUUGAGUUUGCAAAACAUUUCAGAUCCCAUCUUGGUCCCAUAGAAGGCUUAGCGGUGAGUUCUUUUUGCUGCCUCGCUUUGCAGGUUAGCAUUGAUGGUCUGCUGUGUUGCACGAUAUCAAGUGAUCAAUCCGUCAAAAUCUAUGAUGUGGUGAAUUAUGACAUGAUGGUCAUGCUUAGCUUGCCAUAUCUUCCUGGGAGUGUUGAAUGGGUUUAUGAACAAGGAGAUGUGAAAGCCAAGCUUGCAAUCAGUGAUCGAAACUCCUCUUUUGUUCACAUUUAUGAUGCACGAGCGGGUACAAAUGAACCUAUUAUCUCAAGAGAGAUUCACAUGGGGCCAGUCAAAGUUAUGAAGUACAACCCAGCUUUCGAUACUGUGAUAUCUGCUGAUAUGAAGGGAAUAAUUGAAUAUUGGAGUCCCUCUACACUUCAGUUUCCAGAGGAUGAGGUGAAUUUUAAAUUAAAAAGUGAUACUAACUUAUUCGAAAUCGUGAAAUGCAAGACGAGUGUUUCAGCUAUUGAGGUCAGCCCCGAUGGUAAGCAGUUCUCAAUUACAUCACCUGAUCGCAGGAUACGAGUAUUUUGGUUCAGAACGGGCAAACUAAGACGAGUUUAUGAUGAAUCUCUUGAGGUGGCUCAAGACCUACAAAGGAGUGAUGCUCCUUUGUACCGACUAGAAGCCAUUGAUUUUGGACGAAGGAUGGCUGUUGAGAAAGAAUUUGAGAAAACAGAAACUGCAACUCAGCCAAAUGCUGUUUUUGAUGAAAGUUCCAAUUUCAUCAUAUAUGCGACACUGCUGGGAAUAAAAAUAGUAAAUCUGCACACAAACAAAGUGGCCCGAAUCCUUGGAAAGGUGGAGAACAACGACAGGUUCUUGCGAAUCGCCUUGUAUCAAGGCGACCGAAGCAAUAAAAAAGUUCGAAAAAUUCCCACAGCAGCAGCUAAUGCAAAUGAGAGCAAAGAGCCAUUAACUGACCCUACUCUUUUAUGUUGUGCCUUCAAGAAGCACAGGAUUUAUUUAUUCAGCCGGAGAGAGCCAGAAGAGCCCGAAGAUGCAACUAAGGGUAGGGAUGUUUUCAAUGAGAAGCCUCCAGCAGAUGAACUCUUGGCUGUUUCAGAACUAGGAAAGGCUGCGGCAUCAUCACUCCCUGAGAAUGUGAUUCUGAACACUACAAUGGGUGACAUUCAUAUGAGACUCUACCCUGAAGAGUGUCCGAAAACUGUGGAGAACUUCACGACACACUGCCGGAACGGUUAUUACGAUAAUUUGAUUUUCCAUCGUGUCAUCAAAGGGUUCAUGAUACAGACGGGAGAUCCUUUGGGAGAUGGCACUGGUGGGCAGUCCAUUUGGGGAAGGGAGUUCGAGGAUGAAUUUCACAAAAGCUUACGUCAUGAUAGGCCUUUCACAGUAUCUAUGGCAAAUGCAGGGCCAAAUACCAACGGUUCUCAGUUUUUCAUCACCACAGUAGCUACACCAUGGCUGGAUAGUAAACAUACUGUAUUCGGCAGAGUCGUUAAAGGAAUGGAUGUUGUCCAGGGUAUCGAGAAGGUGAAGACUGACAAGGGCGACAGGCCAUACCAAGAUGUGAAAAUUUUGAAUGUUACUGUCCCAAAGAAUUAACAUCACCCCACAAAGGAGACUGCCUUGAGAAGUGGAGUGCGAUUUGCCGAGAAUCUUGUGUCCCAAGUAAGUAGGUCAACCUCAUCCACUUCGAAUUGCUUGUCCUCUCCUCUUGAGUGUGGUCUGUAGGCCAGUCUCAGUGUAGUGGUAGAAACUCUUGAUUCUGGAAAUGUCUCGCUGUUCAUAAGGUUCUAAAGUUUUUUUCCCCCCCUUCUGUUGCAGAUCGCAACACUAGCUUUCAUUGUAAGCUUUCAAUCGAGAACUUAGCCGCAGGAUCGUUGUUCUGAUACUGUAUCCCGAGUCUGAUAUGCAUCUUCCGGAAGUUCGGGGCUUUUGACGCAUAGUCCUGAGUUCAAAAACCCUCUCUUUUUUAUUUAGAUGUACCCAUUACUUGUCCACUGGUACUGAUACAGAACCAAGCUGCAAACAUUUUUAUAAGCAUAUUUCCGUUUCUAGUGGAACACCACUCCUAAUAAUCUAAUAUCUUGUAUCACUGCGGAGAGCUCUUCAAAUCAGAGUCUGAAAACGAAACACUAAAUCUUGCCGACUUGCCGUAC
Linum tenue is the source of this 2647-nucleotide messenger RNA. Lineage: Eukaryota; Viridiplantae; Streptophyta; Magnoliopsida; Malpighiales; Linaceae. The record is from the annotation of a GenBank genome assembly.